AUGGACAGUGAAGAAGAAAGGAACCAAACUGGAAAUUGUUAUGCUGGUUUAUCUAACUUGCAGAUGAGAGCUCUCAAUGACUCUAUGGCUAACCUUAUGAAUGCAGGUUUGGAACAGAUCCAUCUCAGACUUGAUGAGAUCCAAAACAGCCAACCGGCCCGUUCUAGAACCAGGCGAGAUCGCCCACAGAGGAACAACCGGCCAAAUGAAGAAGUCGGAGAGGAGGAGAACCAAGAUGAUCGAUCCAUCAACCGUCCUAGGAGAGGUACCCAAAACCGUGAUCAAGGUGAUGUCAAUCCUUUUGCUAGAACUGAACGAACUGAUGAGGGUUUAUGUGGGGUGAAACUUAAGAUCCCAACUUUUGAUGGUAAAAACGAUCCAGAUGCUUUUCUUGAAUGCGAAAGAAAAUAUGAACUUGUUUUUGAUUGUCAAAAUUUUUCUGAAAUGAAAAAGGUUAGAUUGGCCGCAGCUGAGUUUGUUGGGUAUGCUAUUAACUGGUAUGAUCAAGUUGUGACUCACAGGAGAAGGAAUGGCGGACCACCAAUCUCUACUUGGGAUGAUCUCUCGACCAUGAUAAGGAGACGGUUCGUUCCAAGACAUUACCACCGGGAACUCCACCAACGACUCAGACGUCUGCUACAAGGAACCAAAUCCGUGGAGGACUAUCACCAAGAGAUGGAGGUCUUAAUGCUCAAGGCGGACGUAGACGAGCCCUUAGACGCCACUAUGGCCAGAUUCCUUUCAGGUCUCAACCGAGACAUUCAAGAUCGAAUGGAGCUUCAGGAGUAUGUUAGUAUGGAACAAAUGCUACACAAGGCUAUUCUGAUCGAGCGGCAAACCAAAAGAAAGAGCUACGCUAAACCGGCCUUUGCCCCCAAACCUAACUAUCAAGACAAAGGUAAGUCUCCGAUCACAACAAAUACUUGUUUUAAGACUAAUGCCCUGGCUCGUGAUGACAAAGGUAAAGCAGUUGAGACUAACAACCGAGCAAGAGACAUUCGGUGCUAUAGAUGUCAAGGCCUUGGCCACUAUGCCAGAAAGUGUCCAAACCAGAAAGUGAUGAUCCUCUUCGAGACUGGCGAAGUAGAGUCCGAGGAGGAUCACGACGAUCUAGAGGACGAGGACGACCACAGUCCUAUAUUUAAUGAGGAAGGAGAGUCCUUCGACUAUCCACACCAAGGGCCACUUCUAGUCGCCAUGAGAGCCAUGGACGAAAGCCUUGUUCCGAUCUUUGAAGAACAUUCAUACAUUGAUCUAGAACCGACCUUUGAUGAGACACUUGAGCCGAUCUAUGAUGAUGAGAACGAACAUCUCGACUACCCAGCUCACGGUCCACUUCUUGUUACCAGAAGAACAUUGAGUGUUCAACCCAAAACCAAUAAACGAGAACAAAGGGAGAAUCUUUUUCAUUCUCGAUGCUUAGUUUCAGAUAAAGUUUGUUCUUUGAUUAUUGAUGGUGGUAAUUGCACUAAUGUUGCUAGUGAUUCUCUUGUCAGGAAGCUUGGACUCAUUGACUUCGUCUCAUGUGCAUCUCUUCCAAACCGGCCAGAUUACCGAACCAAUCUAGUGGAGACGAAGGAACUUCAUAGAAAGAUUGGAGAGCUUCUUGAGAAGGGAUACAUCAGGGCGAGCCUUAGCCCUUGUGCUGUUCCUGUCCUCCUUGUGCCCAAAAAGGAUGGCUCCUGGCGCAUGUGCGUGGACUGCCGAGCCAUCAAUAACAUUACAGUAAAGUAUAGGCUUCCAAUCCCUAGGCUUGAUGACAUGCUAGAUGAGUUGCAUGGCUCCUCUGUUUUUUCUAAAAUUGAUUUGAAAAGUGGAUAUCACCAAAUUCGAAUGAAAGAAGGUGAUGAAUGGAAAACCGCAUUCAAAACUAAACUAGGAUUGUAUGAAUGGCUUGUCAUGCCAUUUGUCCUUACCAAUGCACCUAGUACAUUCAUGCGUUUGAUAAAUCAUAUCUUGCGGUCCUUUAUUGGCCAUUUUGUUGUUGUCUACUUUGAUGAUAUUCUCAUUUACAGCAAUAAUUUUGAGGAUCAUAAAUUGCUUUUGAAAUCUGUUCUUGAAGUUUUUAGGAAAGAACGUUUGUUUGCUAAUCUUGGUAAGUGUUCUUUUGGGACAGAUCACAUGGUCUUCUUAGGAUUUGUUGUAGGUGCAGAUGGAAUCAGAGUGGAUGAGGAAAAGUUCAAGGCCAUACGAGACUGGCCUAGUCCAACGACCGUGGGAGAGGUAAGAAGCUUUCACCUCCUGGCCGGGUUCUAUCGAAGGUUUGUCCAGAACUUCAGCUCUAUAGCCGCCCCUCUCACCGAAGUAAUCAAGAAGAACGUUGGGUUCAAGUGGGAACAAGCCCAAGAAGAGGCGUUUCAGAUCCUAAAAGGGAAGUUGACUCAAGCCCCAUUACUUGUUCUUCCUGAUUUUUCUAAGACUUUCGAAAUCGAAUGUGAUGCCUCGGGUGUAGGUAUUGGUGCUGUCUUGAUGCAUGAUAGGAAACCUAUUGCUUAUUUCAGUGAGAAGCUUGGAGGAGCCACGUUCAACUAUCCUACCUAUGACCAAGAACUGUGUGCUUUGGUCCGGGCCCUUCAGACGUGGCAAGACUACCUUUGGCCUAAGGAAUUCGUCAUUCAUACGGAUCACCAGUCUUUGAAACAUCUCAAGGGCCAGCAUAAGUUGAACAAAAGGCAUGCCCGUUGGGUCGAGUUCAUUGAGAUAUUUCCUUAUGUGAUCAAGUACAAGCAAGGUAAGGAAAACGUGGUGGCUGAUGCCUUGUCCAGAAGGUAUGUUCUUCUUUCCACUCUUGAGACCAAGUUUCUUGGGUUCGAGUUUAUCAAAGACUUGUAUGCAACUGAUCCAGACUACUCACCCUUGGGUAGAUAUCUUUAUGGAUUUCAUGCUUGGAUUGCCUAA
Messenger RNA from Brassica oleracea var. oleracea, 2898 nucleotides. RefSeq lists its product as uncharacterized. Lineage: Eukaryota; Viridiplantae; Streptophyta; Magnoliopsida; Brassicales; Brassicaceae. Bases 1 to 2898 code for a protein of 965 amino acids. The transcript has 2 exons. Gene Ontology annotation, molecular function: zinc ion binding; nucleic acid binding. The record is from RefSeq and is a predicted model, not a curated record.